Pseudogymnoascus verrucosus is the source of this 1353-nucleotide messenger RNA. RefSeq lists its product as uncharacterized. The record is from RefSeq and is a predicted model, not a curated record. The coding region runs from base 50 to 1117 and encodes 355 amino acids. Lineage: Eukaryota; Fungi; Ascomycota; Leotiomycetes; Thelebolales; Thelebolaceae. Gene Ontology annotation, molecular function: oxidoreductase activity. The transcript is spliced from 2 exons.
UCUCAUAUAGUACCUCUCCCCCGACUAAAAAUGAUCUCUACCAACUCCCAUGGCGGAACCAACUAUGCGCGCCGUUGGCGUGUCUGCCUUUGCUGGGCCUGCGAAAUAUGAACACCUCAUCCUCCCUAUCCCUACCAUCACAGGCGAUGAAGACAUACUCGUGCGUGUGAAGGCGACUUCUCUCGCGGGUCCUGACGUUGCCCGCGCGGCGGGGACCUUGCGCAUCGUCCAGACCAUCAAACUUCCUGUAAUUAUCGGCUCUGACUUCGCUGGAACUAUCGCUGCAGUUGGGUCGGCCGUCACAGCUUUCCGCCCCGGGGACCGCGUAUUUGGAUUCACCGUCAACGGCGGCGGCGCAGCAGAGUAUCUCCUGCUGAAACCACACCGCAUGCUCUGUCUGGCCAAACUCCCGGAUAAUAUAUCAUUUGAAGAUGCGUCUUAUUUCCCUUCGACGUCCCUCACGAUAAUCCAGGCCCUUGACGCCGCUGAGGCCGCAAUCCCAGGCGGCCUCAAAGGCAAGACAGUCUUCAUCCCUGCAGGUCUGAGCGCAACUGGCUCGCUCGCCUUACAACUCCUCAAGCCCGUGUACGACGUGAAGAAGGUCAUCACAACCGUUUCCACCGCCAAGGUUUCCCGCAUCAUUGAGCUAUUCGGUGAAGGGAAAGUAGACCAGACCAUUGACUACACCACCCAAAAUGUCGUCGAGGCGAUUGGGCCGCAAACCGUGGACUUCAUGCUGGACACCUGCUAUUCGUCCAUGAAAUAUAUCCAAAUCAUGAAACCGGGAACAGGCAUCCUAUACACGCUCACCGGCAAGAAGGGAGCGGACCUCAGAGAGGACUUCCCUACCGCGCCCUGGCUGGUGGCGAAAAUCUUGGAUGUUGCCAAUGCGGUCCAAACUUGGAGAGUGUCGCGAUGGGGGGUUGCCUAUAAACCAGUAUUUACCAAGAUGAGUGUUUAUGAUCUGCAGAGGGUUGGCGAAUGGGCACAGAGCGGAACGGUGAAGGCGAUUGUUGGUGAUACUGCGGACCUGGCGGAUCUGGAGCGGGUGAAGGCUUUGGCCACGGUAGUAGAGAAAAAGAACGGAUUGGGAAAGUACAUAAUCACUAUUGAGUAGGCUUACUCGAUCUAUGCAGAGAGCGGAUUGGAAAGUACAUAAUCACUAUUGAAUAAACCUGUUCGAUCUAUAUAUAGAGAACGGAUGGGAAAGCACAUAAUCACUAUUGAGUAAACCUGCUCGAUCUAUGUAGAGAAAGGAUGGGAAAGUACAUAAUCGCUAUUGAGUAAACCUGAUCGGUCAAUGUAGAGAACAGAUGGGAAAGUACAUAUCGCCAUUAAGUAGCUAUGUAAACA